Ceraceosorus bombacis is the source of this 2174-nucleotide messenger RNA. The record is from the annotation of a GenBank genome assembly. NCBI's taxonomy places the organism in Eukaryota, Fungi, Basidiomycota, Exobasidiomycetes, Ceraceosorales, Ceraceosoraceae.
GAUUGCUAAUUGCCUGGAAUAUUAACUUCCAUAGGAGUUCGAAUCUCCUUUUGUCCGAUCAUAAUGGUACUUAGCUUUUCUAUAGGUUACAUAAUCACUACUUACAUAUACAGUUUCCCAUUAAUGUACUAUGGUUUAUUGGCUGCGAUUAUAGCUAAUCCCUUAGUAUACUAUAGCUAUAUGUUCGCGUAGGUAAGAACCCGACUAUACUUAUAUCCCCUUAUUCCAACUAUUGUUGACGAACCUUAACCAACCGUAUACGCCGUUAUUAAUACCUAUUAUAUAUAUUUAAUUUAUUAUUGUUUACCUACCUAUCUUUUGAUCCGUUGGCUGUUCUCCACUAAUGCGAAGGAUAUUGGGACCCUCUAUCUUAUCUUUGCCGUGUUUGCAGCUAUAAUUGGUACAGCUUUCUCUAUGCUUAUUCGUAUAGAACUUACUGCACCUGGUGUACAAUAUCUUAAUGGAGAUCAUCAAACCUAUAAUACUAUUAUUACAGCACAUGCCUUUGUUAUAAUCUUCUUUAUAGUUAUGCCUGCUAUGGUAGGUGGCUUUGGUAAUUACCUUGUACCUGUUAUAGUUGGAGCCGCUGAUAUAGCCUUCCCACGACUUAAUAAUAUUAGUUUCUGGCUACUUCCACCUUCACUUAUCCUACUACUAGCUAGUGCUUUUGUUGAACAAGGUGCUGGUACAGGUUGAACAGUAUAUCCACCUCUUAGUACACUUCAAAGCCAUUCUGGAGGAUCAGUAGACCUAGCUAUCUUUAGUCUACACCUAGCAGGUAUUAGUUCUAUGCUAGGAGCUAUAAACUUUAUUACUACAGUACUUAAUAUACGUAACCCUGGUAUAACACUACAUAAGCUACCACUAUUCUGUUGGGCUAUUUUUGUUACAGCUAUUCUACUACUACUAAGUCUACCUGUGCUAGCUGGUGCUAUUACUAUGCUUCUAACUGAUCGUAACUUUAAUACAUCAUUCUAUGACCCAGCGGGAGGUGGUGAUCCAAUUCUAUACCAACACCUAUUCUGGUUCUUUGGACACCCUGAGGUAUAUAUCCUUAUUAUUCCUGGCUUUGGUAUGAUUAGUCAUAUUGUUAGUGCGUUCUCAGGUAAACCUGUAUUUGGGUAUCUAGGGAUAGUUUAUGCUAUAUUCUCUAUUGGAAUUCUGGGAUUCAUUGUUUGGUCUCACCAUAUGUAUGCUGUGGGCCUUGAUGUUGAUACUCGAGCAUACUUCACAGCAGCCACUAUACUAAUUGCCAUCCCUACUGGUAUUAAAAUCUUCAGUUGGAUUGCUACUCUAUACGGCGGUAGUCUAAUGAUAACAACACCUAUGCUAUUUGCUCUUGGGUUUAUUGCUCUAUUUACUAUUGGUGGUCUUACUGGAGUUGUACUAGCUAAUGCUUCACUAGAUGUAGCACUACAUGAUACUUACUAUGUGGUAGCUCACUUCCAUUAUGUACUAUCUAUGGGUGCUGUAUUUGCACUGUUUGCUGCCUUCUACUACUGAGCACCUAAAAUCAUUGGUAAGACCUUUAACGAAAGCCUGGGACGAGUACACUUCUGGACACUAUUCGUAGGUGUUAACCUUACAUUCUUCCCUCAACAUUUCCUAGGUCUACAAGGUAUGCCUCGACGUAUCCCUGAUUACCCUGAUGCCUUUGCUGGAUGAAACCUAGUUAGUUCUUUUGGUAGUAUGAUUAGUGUUAUUGCUACGGUACUAUUUGGUUAUAUUAUCUAUGAUAUCCUAGUAUAUGGUAAACCAGUUAUUGGUAACCCUUGGCUUAAACCUAGCUACUUCCAAGGUGCACCUGAGUAUUGGCUUGAGUCUAAAAACGUACAUAGUCUAGAAUGGAGUCUAGAAUCACCUGUACCCCUACAUGCUUAUAAUACACUAGCUAUUCAAUCAUAAAGCUUUCCUUACCCUUCUAUAAAGAUCAGUACAAUCUAUUCUAUAAGAGUUGUCUUGUGUUAUAUCCCUUAAUUAGUAUAACGAAGAAGAAGAUACACACAUAAUCAACUAUACGGUCUUUACCUCUAUCUAGUAUAUCUCUACGCAGCCUAUAAUAAUGUAUGUGUUGUCCUAAGGAUCAUUAUAUUUCAUCUAUAGGAUGUCUCUGCUGAUUACUAUACUCCAUCUAUAGGUUAUCUUUGCUUACUUAUAGGAUCAUUAUAUUUCAU